AUGAGCUUCGCAUUGCCCUACGGUUCGCUGUCAGCUCGACCCAGCCCCAGCAGACGGUCUUUGGACUGGGAACACGAACGGCUGGCCGUGCGAAGGCUUUCCUCGCCACGGGGUCUUGAUUUGCUAACUCCACCUCCUCCUCCUCGCCGACCCUCAGCGAUCCCGGGCUAUCUCCUGCCCCCCUACCAGGAGCAGGAAGAGCAGCUCCACCAGCAGCUCCACCAACAGCAGCAGCGGCUUUCCUUGUCCAUCGGCUCAGAGGCCUCCCUGGCUCCACCGGCACCUCCACCUGUGGGCGCUGUCCCACCUUGCUGCCGCCCAGUUGGGGUCAUGCAUCUCCUGCGCCUGGGUCUCCUAGCCUUCAGCUGCCUCUUUUGGGCAGCUGGCUUGGCCAUCUUCACCCUUGGGGUCUGGGCGCAGAUUUCCCUGGCUGACUUCAUGCUGCUGUCUUCCAAUCGUUACCCCAACGCCCCACUCAUCCUUUUGUCUACCGGGGCUGCUGUCACCACCUGGGGGUUCCUGGGCUGCCUUGGGGUGGCCGCAAAUCUCCCCUGCGUUCUCAGGGCUUACGGGUUCUUUCAACUCGCUGCACUUGUGGCGGGUUUGGCUGCUGGACUCUCAGGUCUCUUCUAUCGUGAAGACAUUGCUGGUGGAUUUCGCAGUGGCCUACAGCGAGCGGUGGCCGGCUACACUGAAGACGAAGGCCGUGCCGAUGCAUUAGACAGCCUGCAGAGGGCCCUUGAGUGUUGUGGAGCUGAGGGUUGGCGUGACUGGCUCACCUCAGACUGGGCUAUCCAGCACAUGAGCUUCUUACCCACCGAGAACGGCAGCUCUGUGUCCUUACCAGAUAGCUGCUGUGUGAAGCGCAAGGGCUGCAAGAACCGUCCUCUCCUGCCAGAUUAUGUUGAAGAAGUUGAAGCCGCAGGAAUUCAUCCACACGGCUGCUUCCGUAAAGUCUUCAGCAUGGUCAACGAUAACGUCUUCCACAUCGCUGCCACCGUGUUGGGGUUGGCGUUUACCCAAAUUGGAGGCAUUGCACUUGCUUGUGUGCUGGCAAACAAAAUGGCACCAAGACAGCGUCGACGUGUGGUGGCGCAUUAA
This is a messenger RNA of Xyrichtys novacula (pearly razorfish), 1101 nucleotides long. Lineage: Eukaryota; Metazoa; Chordata; Actinopteri; Labriformes; Labridae. The record is from the annotation of a GenBank genome assembly.